UAGUUCUACUUUGAGACCAUGAUAACAAACAGACAUACACAAACUACUAGACUAGCAUAAUGUUUUGGAAAGAAGGAAUCUCAAAGUUUGUAGUUUAGUAAAAUGUUACUGUACUAGUCAUUUAGUGCUACAAGUUUUGCUCUCCCAUCGAUAUUCUCAACUAGAUUCAAAUCAAAUAAAGCUACAUCUUUUAUUUUCUCUCGAACUAUCACUACUGUCUACUCUUCACCAAUAAAUUCACCCUUAAACCCACCUUUUUCAAAAGUUAAACUACUUCACAACUUCAACAUUAUUUCCUCUGUUCUUGACCUUCCCUUUUAAACACUCUCUCACAAUUUAGGAAAGUGAAAGGAAAAAAAAUAAAUUCAUGAGGGGUUUAGACACAACUUACAAGAUUUUUCCUUUUUGGAGGAAAAUCAAUCACAUCUAUGCACUAACCAUCAUUACAAUCUUAUGUUCCUCCUCCUAUCUUCUAGGCAGGUGGCAACGCAGCAGGGGUGAACGUUCCACCCCUGCCACAAUUGCCACCUGCACUACAAACAACCUCACUAGCCCAAUCCAGGUCCCCAAAUUGUUGGACUUCUCCGCCCACCACAUGGCGGAGGAUGAUCCAUCUAUGUCCAUAGGUUCGGGCUUACUACAAGCCCGAACCUACCCCUCGUGUAACACUAACUGCAUCGAAUACACCCCUUGUGAGGAUCCACGACGAUCAUUAAAGUUAAAUAGAACCCGGUUAAUACAUUUGGAGCGACAUUGCCCGGCAAAAACGGAGCUCCUAAAGUGUCGGAUACCGGCGCCAUUCGGGUAUAAGAGGCCGUUUACGUGGCCCGUUAGUAGAGACUAUGCUUGGUACAAUAACGUACCACAUAAAGAGUUAACAGUGAAGAAAGCGGGUCAGAAUUGGAUCCGAUUUGAAGGAGACAGGUUCAAGUUCCCUGGAGGUGGGACCAUGUUUAGAAAUGGUGCAAAUGCAUAUAUUGAUGAUAUUGCUAAGUUGGUCAACCUUCAAGAUGGCUCUAUUAGAACUGCCAUUGAUACUGGUUGUGGGGUAGCUAGUUGGGGAUCAUACUUGCUAUCAAGGAACAUAUUAGCAAUGUCAUUUGCACCAAGAGACACCCAUGAAGCACAAGUUCAAUUCGCCCUAGAACGCGGUGUCCCUGCUUUGAUUGGUGCCAUGGCUUCUAAGAGACUCCCUUACCCAUCUAGAGCUUUUGAUAUGGCUCAUUGUUCACGUUGCCUUAUUCCUUGGGACCAAUAUGAUGGAGUGUACUUGAUAGAGGUUGAUAGAGUACUCCGGCCAGGCGGGUAUUGGAUCCUAUCCGGUCCACCAAUCCGGUGGAAACGGAGUUGGAAAUCAUGGGAAAGGAGUAGGGAAGACUUGAAUGCAGAGCAAACUAGAUUAGAGAAUUUGGCAAAAAAACUUUGCUGGAAGAAAGUUGUAGAGAAGGAUGAUAUUGCUAUUUGGCAAAAACCAAUUAACCACUUCAACUGUAAACGAACACAAACUGAUAACCCAAACCCACCUUUAUGCCCGACUCAAGAUCUGGAUUUGGCAUGGUACACAGAUUUGCAAACUUGUCUAACACCUUUACCAGAAGUAUCGGUGAAUGAAGAAGUUGCAGGAGGACAAUUAGCAAAAUGGCCUACAAGAUUGACAGCAAUCCCACCAAGAAUUAACAGUGGAUCACUUAAUGGAGUAACCCCUGAAAUGUUCCAAGAAGACAUAAAAUUAUGGAAGAGAAGAAUGUUACACUAUAAGAAAGUGAAUUAUCAGCUAGGGCAGCAGGGGAGGUACCGGAACCUACUAGACAUGAACGCGUACUUGGGUGGUUUUGCCGCGGCUUUGGUUGAUGAUCCUGUUUGGGUGAUGAAUGUAGUUCCUGUGGAAGCUAAGGUUAAUACUCUUGGAGUCAUCUAUGAAAGAGGGUUGAUUGGAACUUAUCAAAGCUGGUGUGAAGCUAUGUCUACUUACCCAAGGACUUAUGAUUUUAUUCACGCUGAUUCAAUCUUCACACUCUAUAAAGACAGGUGUGAAAUGGAAGAUCUAUUGCUGGAAAUGGACAGGAUUUUAAGGCCAGAAGGAAGUGUGAUAAUCCGAGAUGACGUGGAUGUAUUAGUGAAGAUUAAGAAGAUAACAGAUGCAUUAGAAUGGGAUAGUCAAAUAGUAAACCAUGAAGAUGGGCCCCUUAAAAGGGAGAAGCUUCUUUUUGCAAUUAAAACUUACUGGACUGUCCCUAACCCAACUCAACAACAGUCCAAUACUCGCUCAUAGCCCAAAUAUUUUUUUUUUUUUUUUUUUUUUUUUUUUUUUUUUUCCACUAUGGUGCAAUGUAGUUUAGUAAUUUACUUUGGUGCCCUGAAUUUUAUAAUAGUAAUAUCAAACAUACAUCAAGAUUAUUUUUGGUUGGGUUGGUUGAUGAAAUAGCAUAUGUAAUGGGUUUAUAUGUGGUCAAACUCUUCAAUGAUAAGAAUAUGUGAAUGAAUUUCUAAUUCUAAUAUAAUCCCUUAAUAACUUUCAAUAUUUUUCACAUAUGGAUUACAUGAAAUUAGUAAAACACAAUGUUAUGGAGUACUAGUAACUACAUAUUUUAUAAAAAUAAUUAAAAAAAAUAAAUUAUACUCGGUAUAUUGAUUGGCUUUUUUUUAUAUCAAGUA
Molecule: messenger RNA, 2655 nt
Organism: Chenopodium quinoa (quinoa)
Lineage: Eukaryota; Viridiplantae; Streptophyta; Magnoliopsida; Caryophyllales; Amaranthaceae
Product: probable methyltransferase PMT16
Exons: 6
Coding region: 368-2272 (634 amino acids)
Cellular component (GO): trans-Golgi network; endosome; cytoplasm
Molecular function (GO): methyltransferase activity
Source: RefSeq, a predicted model, not a curated record